Molecule: messenger RNA, 2883 nt
Organism: Geosmithia morbida
Lineage: Eukaryota; Fungi; Ascomycota; Sordariomycetes; Hypocreales; Bionectriaceae
Exons: 2
Source: RefSeq, a predicted model, not a curated record
GGGGUACUGACCAGAAUUGACAUUCAGCGCCUCAACGAAUCAGAUUCGCACGACUUGUUAAGUCCCAGAUCCGAUACCAGUAGCGCCAUUAUCCACCAGGGCUCUGAAAGCCAUCACCGCCAGCUGCGUGAGAUUGUUAACCGCCUGCGCUCUGGACCAAGCGGACCGAAGGAUGUCGAUGCAGCCUACGAGCUCUAUGGCAAGCACAAGGAGCGUGCCAACACUCUUUGCCAUGCCAUCCUUCAUGAGGAGCUGGCGCCGCCAGCCCGUCAAGCGUCCUCACCGCAUCAACUAGUUGACCCGCUACUGCGUCGUGGUUCGUCGCUUGAGUCGCCCAACGGCCUGUACGACCAAAGGAGCUCCUUCAGCAACCGGAGCCUCACAGAAGUUGCGACAGCCGUGACAAGCGCCAGGGGCCGCAGAGUACACCAUAAUGAGCCGUGGCUCAGCGCCAUGCGCGAAUGGAAGCUCCACAUCGAGCACCUGGUUGAGUGGUUCAGGACGAGCUUGUCUGAGACGUAUCGCAAGUUUGAACAGGAUGCCACACUCGAGAUGGUCGAGGCUCUCUUCAACAGCCGCCGUUUCCGAAGAGAAGCAGUGCACCGGAUGCGCAACGCAAGUGUCACCAGGGUCAUAUCGGCUGAUCCUCAGUUUUUUCCCCGCUACGAGAUACGAUUCCGCAACUAUGAGAAGGCAAAGCAGGAGCUGGUAGACAUCAGAAGUCUUGUCCAGUCGGCCGAAGCGGGAAUAUCCCCGGAAAGGAAGAUAGAAGAGACUGACAUUGCACCUCACGGGGACUCGAUCCUCGAAUUUGCCAACCACCAACACGAUGCUGGUACCAACGAGCCCGUGCUGCGUUUCCGUGUGUCGUCACACACGCUUGCUGAAACGUCGCCCAUCUUUGCCCGCAUGUUUUCUUCCACUAAUCCUGAAUAUCUGUAUGUGCAUGAUGAUGACGACGUCAAUGUCCAUCUGCCACCGCCACCAACGCGGUAUACGUGCCGCGACGGGUCUGAGGCUAAAGUGUACCGCAUGCCGCAGCUCGAGCUCAACCAUCUGCGGUCGUUCGAAAUUUUGCUUUACGCUGCGCACAUGCAGACUGAAAAGGUACCACGUGACAUCUCAUUUGAGCAAUUUGUCGCUAUUUCUGAGUGCAGCAUCCGGUACAAGUGCACGUUGCCGCUGGAGCGCAUCGUCGAGACUGAAUGGUUGCCGCAUUGGAUGUGUAAUGGCGCUGACGACAUGGCCGAUGGCAUGGUAGCCAUCAGUUUCGCCUUUGGUCUACGAACACUCUUCUCACGCAUGACUAAGAGUGCCAUACUGAAUCUGGUGGAUGAGGCCGACCUUCAACGAAAACCAUGGCCGCAGGCCAUAAAGAACAAGAUAUGGGCCGUGCGCUGUGCAAAGAUGGCGCAGGUCUAUAUGUGCUGUAUAAGUGCCAUACAAGAGUACCUUCCGCUUCCUUCGAGGAACCCGGCCGAUGAGGUUCAGCCUAUCGCCCCGUCAGAUCUUCGCGGCAAUAACCGUGCGAUCAACGCGCUGGUCACGCCAUCUAUUCCAUUGCCGUCGACUUUGAGUACUACGCCCAGAUGUCCAAAAGGUAGCCAUUGGUGUGACGCCGGCAACCUGGGCUGGAUGAUGCUCAUAUACAAUGAGCUCAAUCUUUUGUCCCAGGUACUGCGACAAAAUGUGUUGACUCAUCAUCCUGAUACUGAUCGGCAGCCAUCUCGAAGUCUGGCCCAGCUCGUCGAAGCCUUGAGAAGAAUACCCAGCCCUUUAUCACCCAUUCACCGGGGCGGCGUCUGCGAUCCCGGUCCUGCGUUCCGAUUGGCCAUCAACGACAUAUAUAACAGCGUGUCGGGACUCACGCUCCAUGAUGUGAGCGGUAAGAGCCACGGUUGGGCGCUGUCGAAGCACCUCGCGGCUGAGCCACAGGACUUGGGCCCAGAGCGCAUGGCAGUCAACGAUAGGAAGCACCAUGGCGUUGCUACCGAGUUUCCCGAGCACAUUCGUCUCCAGAUUCUUGGCUGUAUUGACGACUUCAACGACCUGCGCUCAGCUGCUGUCAUUAACCGCGUUUGGUAUGGCACGUACAAAACGCACGAGUUGUACCUCAUGCGCAACAUACUGCGUGCUGGCCGUAUCCGGCUUUCCUCUACAGAAUUGCCUCAUCACCCCAUUGUUCCCAGGAGCACCAGCAACGCAGAAGAAAAGGUUCUCAAGAUCGAGUCAGAGCAAAUAAAGUCCCGGAUUACAAGGAGUGCCGAUGGUGAUUUUGUGUCGUUGGGAGAGGACGAGGACGAUGACGACGACGACAGUGAUGACGAGUCAGAGUUCGAAGAUGAUGGCAGUGUUGAUGGCACACCUGCGCCGUCCAUUACUGAGUCCAUCUGGCGCGAGAUCCGACUACGAUCGGUGUCGUCUAGAAAAUUCACCGAUGCCGCCGCCGCUGCCGCCACUUCUUAUUCCGCCUCUCCACGCCGACCGCAACCAGUACCAUUCUCCAAUGCGACCGACGCUAUUCUCGACUCGUCUGACUCAACGCCUCGUCAGAACACUCUGCUCCCUCGAUCUGAUUCUACAUCCCUUUCGGACGAUGAUCGAGACAAGACUCAGUCGGCAGUUGUCCACGACAAGUAUACCGAUGAGCCCCCACUAACGGACGAGGAGGCCCGGCGUAUCCUGUGGCCCGAUGCUCCUGAUACAGAAGAAGACGCCAUGCAGCGCUUAUCCUGUGACCGGAUACAUCCGGUAGAGGGGCUACGUGAGAAGUUUCUCGUAGGCGACAAGUCUUUCAUAGAAGUGCUGGAUACGGCAUCUGGGUUUACUGAAGACAAAAAGUUGCUCACGGAGCGCGAAUGGGCGAUGCGCACUAAGAAGUAA